AUGAAACUCCUUCUAUCAUUUAUAUUAGUCUGAAUUAUCGCUAAAAUUAGAGCAGCCGGAGUGCUUGUUAAUGAAAGCUCUUAUGUCAUAGAAAUGCUUGCCAACCAAACACAUACAAAUGGCUCAAACACAGACAUUCUGCUCAGAUUGACAACACCAAGCACCAUCAUGACUGCAAAUCAGUACAUCACUAUUGCAUGCAUCGACACAGGGUUUUACAACUACUCACUAUCUGAAGACAAAACUUCACUUAAAAUGUGGACUGCAGAGUGGCAAUGAGAUGGCACUUGCACAGCUAUCAGCCAUAUUACAUCGUUUACAUGGAGAAGUGGAGGCGCUGCUUAUACACACGCUGGCUACGUGUACCACACCACAGAGGCAACACCUCAGAUCACAGCCAAACUGCCAAGCACGAAUCAUGAUACUGAGAACGGAAAUAGUCCUACAUUGUCGCAUUACUUCACAGGGAUGACUCCGAGUCUGCUGAGCCAAUUCGGACUGCCGAAUCAAAGCCAAAAGUUCUACUACAGAUGAUUCUCAAGGUUCGAUAAUGCAGCAUCAGCACUAUUUGAUGCUGCUGUUGCCAAUAUUCCUGCAACUCUACCUAUAUCUAGCAACUUUACUCUGGACGGGCAUUCACUGGGGAUGGCUUCGGUCAUUGCUGUGUUUGGAUUGAUAGUCCCAUCAUUAAUGUAAGAGUG
Moneuplotes crassus is the source of this 701-nucleotide messenger RNA. NCBI's taxonomy places the organism in Eukaryota, Ciliophora, Spirotrichea, Euplotida, Euplotidae. The record is from the annotation of a GenBank genome assembly.